Oryza sativa Japonica Group (Japanese rice) is the source of this 1001-nucleotide messenger RNA. NCBI's taxonomy places the organism in Eukaryota, Viridiplantae, Streptophyta, Magnoliopsida, Poales, Poaceae. The record is from RefSeq and is a predicted model, not a curated record.
GCCGCGCGCACGCCACCCGCGUCCUAUCCAUUCCACGGUUCGUUUCCACCGCGCGCGCCACGGCGAGCUCGCCAACCCAGCCAGCCAUGGCGGCGGCCGUGUCCGCGUGCAGCUCGCGGUGCCUCCGCCUGAUCCUGGGGCGCCCUCCUCGAGCCCGCCUCGCGUCGGUUGUGGAGGUCGUCGAGAAGAGGAGGAGGGGCGGACUGGUGGCCGUGGCGGCGACGGAGGGGUCGGCGAAGUCGUCGGGGGAGGCGGACGAGCAGGUCCCCUCGUGGGCGCGCCCGGGCUCCGACGAGCCGCCGCCGUGGGCACGCGAGGGCGGCGGCGGCGGGGGCCAGCAGGAGCCCGGCGCCGUCGAGCUCCCCUUCUUCGCCUACCUUCUCGCCUCCGCCAUCACCGCCAUCGCCGCCAUCGGGUCCAUCUUCGAGUACGCGAACCAGCGGCCGGUGUUCGGCGUGGUGAGCCCCGACAGCGCCCUGUACGCGCCGCUCCUAGGGUUCUUCGUCUUCACCGGGAUACCCACCUCCGGAUUCUUGUGGUUCAAGGCCGUGCAGACGGCGAACAAGGAGGCGGAGGAGCAGGAUCGCCGGGACGGCUUCUCGUGACUGAUUCAGCAUAUGAACAUACGCAUUUGCAGAGUAAUUAAAGUUUGUGAAUUACUGCUUGUGAUUCGUGGUGUUAAUUAAGUUGGUGACGCUGAAGAGGGGAGACGGAUCUGCGUAUUGACGCAAUGAGGAGAUGAAUUAGCAAGGAAGAAAUGGCGAUGUUCAAUUGUACAUCACCGAAGGGAGCUAGCUGUUGAAGUGAAAGUGUAAACUCUGCCUUGUAGUUGAGAAAUAUUGAGUGUUUCGAGCGAGUAUAAUUACAGCGAAUUAUCUGAACACUGAAUUAUCGCCACGGAUUAUUUGGUCCAUAUGCAUCUGAGAGAAACUGUUUUCUUAGACCCGCUAUUCUAAUCUACUUUCUCUAUUUCACAAUGUAAGUCAUUCUAGCAUUUCCCA